Molecule: messenger RNA, 2894 nt
Organism: Bactrocera tryoni
Lineage: Eukaryota; Metazoa; Arthropoda; Insecta; Diptera; Tephritidae
Gene: daw
Product: growth/differentiation factor 8
Exons: 5
Coding region: 547-2397 (616 amino acids)
Biological process (GO): SMAD protein signal transduction
Cellular component (GO): extracellular region
Molecular function (GO): cytokine activity; growth factor activity
Source: RefSeq, a predicted model, not a curated record
UCGCGGCGGUGUCUACUUAAAAAGCUAUAAAUCACACUAUCGUAACGCAUUCGAAAGAGUUACUAAAUAAAUGGCAACAAAUUGCAAGUGUUUGAGGAAGUUAAUUCUGAAGUGUUUCAAGUACCAAAAUUGCAGAUAAGCUUGUAGCUUCUUAAAGAAAAAGAACGAAUGCACUCAGGCGCAAUUUCAUGACACAUUCAAAUUUUCAAAGCCCACAAAGUGACAAAUCCCAGUGUUUAUAAAUUUUUCCAAAUGAAUUGGCUUUGAAAAAGUGCUAAACAUAUAAAGAACAAGAAAAGCAACAACUUAAAACAAAACUAUAGUGCAAACCACCUCUAUGUUUUUAAAACAACAACGGACUAAAGUGGGGUUUUUAAUGUUACCAAAAAGAUAGUAAAUCAGUGAACAUACAAUAAGAAAGCAUAUAUUUGCAUAGCUAACAAAGCAAGUGAAUAUUAACGGUAAAUAAGUAAUUUAAACGCCGUCAACUUCAAACACCAAAGUAAACGCCAUCAACGCACACCGUCCAAACUACUAAGCCCAGCCAUGGCCAAGUGUUUUAUCCUAUUCAUACUGAUCGCCUUCGUCGUGCUCGAUCACAGCAUCAUCUAUGGACGUUACCACAGUGACACACAUGGUCCGAACGACUCUGACGGCCGGCAAGCGAUUGCGGAUCACAUGCGUCCAGCACAACACCACAAUCACCGGCAUUUACUGUCGGCGCACACAUUGCCACACACAGGCAAGCGUACGCCGCAUGUGAAGAACAAUCGACCGCGUGUUGCUAAGUCGCGACGCAUACGACAGUCGUCGUGGCAAGAGAAUGUGCCGCCAGAUACUAUAAGUAGCGCAGAGCAGCGUGCGGAACGCGAAGAAGCCGAAGCGGCGCUGCGACGUUACGUGCACAUACAACGCCACAUGGCGCAUCAGCAGGAGCAUCUGCUGCAUCACCAAGACGAAUACGGACGUAAUCAAAAGCAAAGGGCGACACAAAUACAAGAGUGGCGAUCCGAAGAGCAGCAAAAGCAGCGCGAUGUGUCGCUAUACCCAUUUAAUAUGCGCAUGCCGCGUAUUUGGCAGCACUUAGGCGGCACCGCGGAUGUAAUGCUCGGCGAUGCGCCGAGCUAUGACAGCGUGGAGACACAACGUUUCGAUGUGUCACUGCCGCUGGCGGAGACCACUAGCGAUUCUGAUGAGCUGGAUGAUUUUUUGGCGCCCACUGUGGAAGCAGAGCAGAGCAAUUCGCUGGAAUCGGAGUCGGAGUCGUCAGAGAAGGAGCAAAGCUCGGAGACUGUAAGACAACAAGAAACCAACGGUAAGACCGAUUGUCCAAAAUGUGAAAGUAGUCGGCGCGUGGAACACAUCAGCGAGGAAGAGCUGACACUGCUGCGCAUCGAGUAUGUGAAACAACAGAUUUUGGAGAAGCUGCGGCUGAAAGAGCGUCCCAAUGUGUCGGCGGUCAGUUUGCCCAAACCUAUUUAUGAGGGCACAACCAUCGAUGAGGAGGAAGAGGACAGCGCUAAAAAUAAGGAAGUAGAUGAUUACUAUGCGCGUACGAGCAAAAAGUUCAUCUUCCUGCAGAAAGAAAAACGCGAAUGUCAGCGUUUGGGCACGAAUUCAUCCAUGUGCUUCUCGUUCAAAAUCGACGAUGCUGAUGCUGAUGGCUUCGAUGUCAAUACCGCUGUGCUCUGGCUCUUCAAGAGUAAAAGCAAACGCACGCAUAGGCGAAAAGCCGCGCGUACAAGUCCGCAAACCAUUGUCGUGUCGGAAGUGCAGCAAAACACACACCCGACCUAUUUACCAGUCGUGAAAACAAUCGCCAUACAGGCGAUCGAUGUGCAAGACGAAUGGAUGAAGAUCGAUAUUGAAUGGCCCAUCAAACGUUGGUUCGGCAAUCACGAUCUCAGCCAUCUCAUACACAUCUCAUGCCGCACUUGCGACAUGGCCGCAAUGGAGGAUAUGAUAUCCGUUGACAAGGAUUAUCGACCCUUUAUAAUGGUCGAUACGCGUAAUCGGCGGCGCGCUUCACGCCAGAAACGUGGCAUCAAUUGCACCGACGGUGUAACGGAGUGCUGCCGUGAGAAGCUCUACAUCUCAUUCGAUGAGAUCGGUUGGGGUGAUUGGAUCAUUCAACCGCGCGGCUAUGAUGCCUACUUCUGUCGGGGCACCUGCGGCAGCGUAGCCAGUGUGGCACAGUCGGCGACGCAUCACAGUGCCUUCCUGCAGAAAAUUGCAUUGUCGCGACGCAACAACCGUGACAGCAAACCGCUUGAGCUGGUACCUUGCUGCACCGCCAAACAGUAUUCUCCGCUGAAGCUCGUCUUUAUGGAUAGCAAUAAUACUGCGACACAGAAAACCUUUCCGAAUAUGGUUAUUGAGUCGUGCGGCUGUCGGUAGUCGUAUCGUUGCGUCGCUCGCGACGCCAGCUGAAUGCAUACUGUAUUAUCGCCUUAGUUUGUAAGCUUAUUUGUCUCAAAUGUCUCGCAUUAAUUUGAAAAUCCAUAAACAUUGCAUGCAUGACCGUUUUGUAAUUAUAAGUCUCAUUCAGUUACCUUUAAGUAAUCAUUUGUUUUUCCAUCCAGCCAAUUAGCAUUAUCGUUGUUAAACCGUUUAGUUUUUUUGUUGUAAAUGCUCAUUGAACUUAAAUCGCUGCCAUAAAAUAAUUAAUUUAUAUUUAGGCUUAAUUGAUUUUAACAUUUUCUGCUGUUUUUUAUAAGAACUGCUCAGUACUUAAGCUCUCGAAGAGAUAUUAGUUACUAUAACUGUUAAGAUUUUGUAUUAAUUAGAGUUUUACCAAAAAUAAUUUAAGUAGUUACGUUUUGGAAUUGUAAACAUUUAGUUCAAUUUCUAGUUAAUUCAUAUUUUUUAAGACUUAGUUAUAUUGGGAUGCUCGA